AUCCUUUGUGAGCAGCGACCUCUGACGAACGAAAAACAGGAAAAUGAAUGAAUGUGUUCGCGCCAUCGUGAACUACGGAAACGUGCGAAUAUUAUACCAAAGAAAUUUUUGACUAUUGUCAAAAAUGAGAUUAUUUAUGACCAGAGAGACAGCUGAAGAUAUUUAAUGUGGGAAUUUUCUUGAAAAAAUAAAAAUAUACGGUGAAGUCAAAACAAACAUGGCGGACACUGUAGGUAAUGUUAUUGAUAUGAAUGGAACGCAUGUGUUGGAUAAUGGUACCAUUAUAACCACACAGGACAUGGAUGGAACAGUUGUGACCGAGGUUACAGAUGAAGACAUCAUCCAACAAGCUUUGGACGAAGCGACGGGAACGUUUGUUCAAGCUGGUGUUGAAUAUACAACGGGAACGGAUCCCGAGGCGCGUGUGGAGGAAGAUCUCAUCGCUAGUGUGGUUCCCUCGGAAGCAUUUGUGACUGAGGAGGAGAUGAAUGGUGAGAGGGGACAGUUAGUGACAGACGACGGGUCGAACACUGCGUUUGAUGGGACGACAAAUGACAGUAUCAAUGACCAACUUGUUGUGACUGCCUUCAGUGAAAAUGUGGCUGAAAGUGGGGAGAACUAUUCCAACUCUGAAUAUGCAGUCGUAAAACCUGACUCUGAUUUUUCUCAAGAAAUGGAGACAGAUAAUAUGACCAAUAAUUCUACAGUCGUCCCAAGCAGUGUUCAGAACAAUGUCUUGAAACUUGACACUUCAUCGGGUAGAAUCAGUGUGACUUUAAUGCCAUCAAAUCAAGCAAGUGGGGCCCCUUUAGGUUCUAGUCAAAAUCCAAUUCGAAUCAUACAGCAAGGGAACCAGUAUACACCUAUGCAGAAUCUGUCCGCUGAGCAACUGCAACAAAUAAUGCAGGUCGUUCAGCAACAGCAAGUGGCAAAAUCUUCUACAGCAGAAGGAUCAAGCAUUCUUUUUAAUCCGCAGACCAACACACGAAUAGUGUACAGGGUGAUUUACCCUUCAGAACUUCACAAAAAUUCCCCUUCCUCUAUAAUCAAGACAGUUGGGGGGAAGAAACAAUCACAAGGGCAGCAAACACAGACUUUGGUUUUCAGCAAAGAUGGUCUGAGGAGACAGUACAAGAAGAGAAUGAAAGAAGAUGAAGAAGACGACGAAGAUCGUUUCGAGGCGCCAGAUCUCUCCCGAGAAGAAAAGGAAGAGAGAAAAAAGCACCGCCCUCGCACUCGCUCAGGGAGAAUUUCAAAACCCCCAAAGCACAUGGUGAAGGACUAUAAACAUCUUCAUGUGCUGGAUUUUGAGGAAGAAGAGGCAGCUGAUGAUUCUGAUGGAGGAUACUCAGACUAUAAAUACAGUGACGAUGAGGAAGACGAGAAUGACCAUGUGAUUGAGGAACAAGAGGAAUUCACCUUUUCCUUAGGAUUUGGAUCUACAGGAAAGCCAAAGAAGUUUCAGUGCUCUGUUUGCAAUAAAGCCUAUGUUGGACAAGGCAGCCUAGAGAGACAUUACCGGUCACACCCAGACCAUGCCCCAGAAGGAAUGCAAUUUACAACACCAGUCUCUAGCAUGUCCCACAAUGGAUUCAACAGUACAGGUAACAUGUCGGAGGACAGCAAUACCCAAGAUUCCACCUCCAGCACCCCACCCCGCAUCCCCACCUCCAGGGGGUACUACCCACGAAGGGGAGGGAGCAGGGGGAGACCCCCGGGUCCUAAUGCAGCACUCAGACGCAGGUCUAGACUCCAAGAUAUGAUUUCGAGCUGUUCUGAUGAAGAUCUGAUUGGCUUAGUUUUGCCACGAAUAGCCAAGGUUUUCACUCUUUGGGAUUUCCUCCUCCUCAAAGUGCAGAAAGGUGUUCCUAGGAGGCCCCAUGCGGAUGACAUUUACAAGGAGUUCCAAACACUGGCCAAGGAGGUGAAGGAAGUCUGUAGCACAUUUAUGCAGCCUGCUACAGAGAAAAGCACCAAUACAUUAAAGAUAGAGGAUGAGAAAUUGGCGGGUGCUGUAGGCCUGGAGGCAGGUGUUUACGAGAUCAAAGAAAUGCCUGCCACUCAGGAAUCUAUUACAUUCCCGCCCAGAGCUGCUAUAGCUGUGAACUCGGUGAACAGUGCAGUGAAACGUAACCUGAACACAGUGAUAAAAGAUGAGAUCUCCUCUCCCGCAAAAAAGUUCAAACCGACAAUGACAGGUCUGAUCCCUGCAUCUCCAUCUUCAUCGUCGUUAUCGUCUCAGAAUUCAUCCAACAGCAGUAUUGUUGUGCAUCCGAGCUCUGUUACCACGGCCAAUAAGAAGAUGACCCUCUCAAACAAUGAUCCUGCAUUGAAUAACCUUGGAAGAUCUUCCAACCAGACCCCCAUUGUCAUCCAUCCAAUUUCUUCCUCCACAAUGAGUAAGGCAGUGGCCAAAGUGAAGACGCAAGGCACUGCUGCCUUAUCCUCAACUCUGAACUCUCAAAAACUCAUCAUUUCUCAGUCCCAACCGUCCGCCCCGAUUCUUGUUCAGUCGGCUUCUGCUCGGAGUCGAGUCCAGCCAACUAUCGCGAGUGGGGCACCUGUUGUGGUGCAAAAUGUGCCCCAUCAGGUCAUUUCUGGAGGAGUUAGUCUGUUAAAUAAGGUGAACAAAACCACUCCAUCUAUCUCCUCAUCAGGAGAGACUAAGAUUGUGAGAAUCGUGUCACCAGAAGGUCUCAUCACUUGUGAAACUCCAAUCAAUUCAACUCCCACAGCUACCGUCAGUCAAGUGGGUAAUGGGGCUAGGAAUACAGUAACUGUCACUCCCUCUGUUGUAGUACAAGACAACACUGGUAUUGUGAGAAACUUAACUGUCACCCAAACAGAAGCUGAGACUCUUCAAAUCCCUAACAGUAUCAUGAUUUCACUGCCAACCACAAGAGCAGAUAUUCAAACCACAAGUGCGGACAUUCAAAUAGCAAAUAACGAUGAGGAGAGUUUUGUUACAACAGAUUUCAUUGGCUCUACUCCUGGCGCAUCAGAAAACCUUAUGACAGCAGAAGCAGUCAGCAUAGAUGGAACUGCGCAAGUUGUCGGUGAAGUGGAACAGACCAUGGAAGACGAUUCACAGGCUCAGGAAGGGCUGAUUCAAUAUGUGGAUGAAUCCACCCUGGAGGGGUCAGGACUUCAAACCAACCAAAUAAUCACUGCCUCCAACAUAUACCAGACCCCUGAUGGGUUUAUCAUCAUUCAGAACGAGGACGGCAGCACGGUACAGCUCCAGGGAGGGGAUGGGGAGCCUAUCCCCCUGGAGACUGUACAAGCCCUGCUGGCAAUGGAUGCCGACGGACAGACCAUCCUACAGACAACGGAAUCUGAGCUCGUUCAGUGAAGAAAGGAAAAAAGUUGAAGGUUUCUCAGGACUGAUGAAGUGUUCAUUGUUGGUCUUCACAAGCACAUGUCAUGUCAGUUUUUGAUAGAUGUAAGAUGAAUUUUAUCUAUUCAUGAACUUGAACAUUAGUGGAAUUCUUUAUAAUUAUUACCAAGUGGUUUCAUUUCUCUUAUGACAUGCAAAUUUAAAAAAGGAAAAAAUACAAAUUUUUGUCUGUGCAAUUUUACAUCAAUUCCACCCUUUCAGAAAACAAACUGCAGUGCCCUGCACUUAAUGGAUUUGAUAUUUUGUAUGAAUCUGAGAAAUCCAAAAAUCUCACUUCCUUGUUGAUCAAAACCGAUAAUUGCUAAUCUCCAACCAGGAUGUUGAUUAAAGUUAUGUCAUUUGAAUAAAAAAAGUUUUGAAAGAAAAAUCCCCGGGAAGUAAGAGUAAAUCCCCACAAGUGUGCUGUAUGACUAUAAUAGCAUCAUUAUCAAACUGUAUCUGUAAUUUGUAAUGGUUGACACAGUUUUUCUUCUAAUUUGAAACUUUUUUGUUAAAGAUCUGUGUUGAGAUGUUCAUUGCUAUCAGUUUCGGUCUUAGAAUGUAAAGAUGACCACCACAUGCAAGUUUAGUUUAGUAAAUUUCUCUCAGUCAGUUAAUAUUAGUAUUCGAUGCCAGUUUAAAUGCUGUACAGAAAAAUGUUUAUCCUUAUAUGUGUGUUGACGGUAACGUAAUUUUUUUUUCCAAACUGGAGAAAAAAUAUUAGCAAUUUUAAGAGAUGUACAUAUUCAUUUAUAUUGCAAGAAAGGUGAAUGUGCACCAUGACUUGUAGAGGUUAUUUAUUACUGCAUUUUUAAUUGCCAUUCACUGACUUGUCAUGUGCAGCUACAUAUUUGCUUUAUUUAUGAUGAUGAUGAUGAUGAUAAAGAUUAUAACUAUGAUGACAAGGAUAAUAUUUCAGACGUGGCUACUUGUUACCUGUGCACAGGUGUAUUUAAGUUUAUAAUGAGAGAACAAUAAACAUCUCACUAUUUAC
Magallana angulata is the source of this 4370-nucleotide messenger RNA. RefSeq lists its product as uncharacterized. The transcript has 5 exons. Lineage: Eukaryota; Metazoa; Mollusca; Bivalvia; Ostreida; Ostreidae. The record is from RefSeq and is a predicted model, not a curated record. The coding region runs from base 218 to 3352 and encodes 1044 amino acids.